AUGAAAGCAGCUGAGAGUAGGCAGAAGUCUUAUGUAGACAAGAGGAGAAAACCUUUGGAGUUUUUAGAGGGAGAGCAUGUGUUUUUGAAGGUGACUCCUACUAGAGGUGUGGGUAGGGCUAUCAAAGCUAAGAAGUUGAAUCCUAAGUUUAUUGGGUCGUAUCAGAUUCUCAAGAGGAUUGGAUCAGUGGCAUAUCAGAUUGCAUUACCUCCAUUCCUAUCUAAUUUACAUGAUGUGUUCCAUGUUUCACAACUAAGGAAGUAUAUUCAUGAUCCGAGUCAUGUUUUGGAAUCAGAGGUAGUGCAAGUUAAAGAUAAUUUAACUUUUGAGAAACAAUCAGUUUUAGUAGUGGAUAAGAAAGUUAAACAGUUAGGGGGUAAAUCUAUCAAUUUGGCGAAGGUUAUUUGGGAUGAGGUUACUAAUGAAGCUACUUAG
This is a messenger RNA of Cajanus cajan (pigeon pea), 435 nucleotides long. The record is from RefSeq and is a predicted model, not a curated record. NCBI's taxonomy places the organism in Eukaryota, Viridiplantae, Streptophyta, Magnoliopsida, Fabales, Fabaceae.